Ostertagia ostertagi is the source of this 750-nucleotide messenger RNA. NCBI's taxonomy places the organism in Eukaryota, Metazoa, Nematoda, Chromadorea, Rhabditida, Trichostrongylidae. The record is from the annotation of a GenBank genome assembly.
AUGAACACAAUUGUCCUUCGGAUAGAGCCGUUAGAUUCGGCGGAAUAUGCUAUUUUGGUAGAUUUUGUUUUGACUAUUGGAGAAGAAACGAUUGAGGUGAAACGGGAUCUUUGGGAGCCCGGCAAGAAAGUAUUGGAGAAGCAUACAGCUAGCAGUGGACCAUUGAAUCUCAUGGUCUGCACCGUUCAGCUGCUUUCACCAGUUGAUUUGAGUCGUCAGACAGCAUACAGGAACUUCGAAGUUCGAUGUGGUCCGUACAAUUUCUUCGUUGACUUGCGAACACUUGCAGAGCUUGGUGGUCCACUUUUCAGUAGUUGGAAAGUAAAGCAGGAAGCAGGUGUGGAUUUUGUCGAAGUUACUGACAUCUCGCCCGAAGAUGUGAAGACACUAUUGCAUGCUACAGCUCGAUUUGGAUCGAUCGUCAUUCAUAAGCAAGUUUUCCUCAUCUAUCAUAAAAGAGAUAACUAUUUGGUGAUGAGUAUUUUGGCGUCUCAGUACCGUAUGCUUACCGUAUUACGUGAAGUGGAAUCGUAUUUGAUAGUCGCUAAAAUGCCAUUGAUUCGGAAGUUGGAGUUUGCUGCAGAACUUCGAAUGGCUAGACUUUACGAUAUGACGAUGAGGGAAAUAGGUCCAAACGCUGUGGAGGAAAUCCAUCGAUAUUUGCGAGAUAACGGUGAUCGACUACAGGAUUUGCAUUGGACACUGCGAACUGCUCUCGGGAUCAAUGCGGAUUACAUAUGUAUACCCUGA